Messenger RNA from Frankliniella occidentalis (western flower thrips), 1459 nucleotides. RefSeq names its product insulin-like growth factor-binding protein-related protein 1. Gene Ontology annotation, biological process: regulation of signal transduction; regulation of cell growth. The transcript has 5 exons. The coding region runs from base 277 to 1179 and encodes 300 amino acids. Gene Ontology annotation, molecular function: insulin-like growth factor binding. Gene Ontology annotation, cellular component: extracellular region. Lineage: Eukaryota; Metazoa; Arthropoda; Insecta; Thysanoptera; Thripidae. The record is from RefSeq and is a predicted model, not a curated record.
CCGCCCCUCACCAUCCCCUUCCUGCCACUCCCUUUCCCCUCCUUCCUGCCCACAGUCAUGCACUCCCAUCUGGAGGACUACGACGAGGGGAAGGGGGAGGGGACUCUCUGUGCUCUCGGCCCGGCGGACGGAGACGGCGGCCCGACGGAGCAGACGUCGACUUCCCCGAUAAGCGAGUGGUCCUGGACGUCUUGCUGACAGGACAGCGCCGACCCGACCGACCCGCCUGCCAGUCAGCGACUUUGUCAACAAACCGAAGCCGUCACCCUGUCCAGGAUGCCGUCGUGGCUGCUGUUGCUGUGCUGCUGUGCCGUGGCGGUGCAUCCGGCCGCCCGUGCCGCGCCGCCCGAAGACGCCGCGUUGCGUGCCCCGGACGACCUGCAGGACGGCCUCGUCGUGGAAGGCUUCACCGACCUGCCGCCCACGCCCCCCGAGCCGGAGCCGUCCACCGAGGCCCCCGAGCCCCCAGAGCCGGGCUGCGCGCCGUGUAGGGUGGGCAGCUGUCCACGCUCGGCGGCGGACUGCUCCACGGGACUGGCCCCUGACCCCUGCGGCUGCUGCCCCCGAGGCGUGUGCGGGGUGCGCGAGGGCGCGCGCUGCUACAACGCGUCCACCAACGGCGACCUGGCCGCCAGGGCGCUGGGCGUCUGCGGCGAGAACAUGGACUGCGUGACGCGGCUCGACCUCGGCGACAUGGACAAGCCCGAGGCGCUGUGCGUGUGCCGGGACCAGGGCCAGGUGUGCGGCUCCGACAACACGACCUACCCGUCCUCGUGCCAGAUGCGCGUGGCCGGCGCGGCGGGCGGCCAGGACGAGCCGCCCGUGCGGGUGUGGCUCAAGCACCGCGGCCCGUGCCGGGCGGCGCCGUGGAUCGUGACGCCGCCCGCCCCCGUGCAGUACGUGGCGGGCUCGCCCGUGUCCCUGGAGUGCGAGGUGAAGGGCUUCCCGGCGCCGUCGCCGUCCUGGGAGCGCAUCAGCGCGGAGGGCAUCGCCACGCCACUGCCCAGUGACGACGCCUCCCUCGUGGUGAUGGUGCGCGGCGGGCCCGAGGCCUUCAUGGCCUCCUCCUGGCUGCAGAUCAUGGCGCUGCGCCCGGAGGACGUCGGCACCUACAUCUGCGUGGCCACCAACAGCGAGGGCGUGGCCCGCGCCGCCGCAGAGCUGACCAUUCUACCCUGAGGCCGACUGAGGCCAUUCUAUCUGCACUGCUUGCACGAAAAACUCUUCCUCAAUUGUGCUGCUGCGCUCUUUCCCGUUAUCUGCUGUGAAAUAAGGUAGGCUUAGGCUUAGAUAAAUUAUUUAUUAGAUACUUCUGUGAUUGUAGAGUACAUCAUUUGUCGGCGUUCCCGUUGCCUAAGUAUAAAAAAAACCUCUUCCUAACACCGUACAUGUAAAAGUAAGAUUAUGGCAUCGUUAAUUUGUAUAAUUCGAGUAAAAAAUAAAGCAAAAUUAAAAAGUC